This is a messenger RNA of Brugia malayi, 174 nucleotides long. RefSeq lists its product as uncharacterized. The record is from RefSeq and is a predicted model, not a curated record. NCBI's taxonomy places the organism in Eukaryota, Metazoa, Nematoda, Chromadorea, Rhabditida, Onchocercidae. The transcript has 2 exons. The coding region runs from base 1 to 174 and encodes 57 amino acids.
AUGAGGAAGUUGUUGAAAGUUGAUGAGAAAAUUAGUACUUUAAAGAAAGCAAAAAAAGAUGGAAAAUGGAAGUAUUUAUCCAUCAUACAGGAUAUGCGAAACAAUUGUGCAAAACAGUUCGAGGAGCAAACGAUUGAAUUUAUGACAUUCUGUAAAAUUGCGCCAAAAUGGUGA